AUGACUGGCCAAAAGCCAUGGGCCGACGGGCCCUUUAUCCUCAUCAGAAGUGCUCGUGUAGGAUCUCAGAAAGGCGUGAAGACCACCGGAGCUAGGCGCAUGGCCGAAGACAUGAUCAUCAUCCACAACAUGAUCAUCCGCAUCAUCAACACGGUCUACCUGCAGUGCAUCAACGUAGAGAAGUCGCCGAGCGACGUCCGGGACUUUGUUUCGUACGCCAUAGAGUGGGCAAAGAUGGUGGAGGAACACCAUCACACUGAGGAGAGGGAUGUGUUCCCGGCAAUCGAGAAGAUGGCAGAAGCACCGGGGCUCAUGGAAGCCAACAUCGCCCAACAUGAGGCCUUCACUGGCGGAUUGCAUGAGUACCUGAGCUAUUUGGAGAAAGUGCAAAAGGGGGAAGGGGAGGGCGAGGAGGCGUACAGCGGAGUGAAGCUCAAGGGCAUCAUUGACUCGUUCAUGCCAGGCCUUCGGCAGCACUUGAGUGACGAGAUUGACACGUUGCUGAAGCUCGGAGAAUAUGAUGUCGAAUGGGACGAGUGGUUUGAGAGACUCAUGAAAGAGCUGCUUAGCAAGAGCAACGACCCGGCGCUUAAGACGCGCGACUGGAUGGCUGACAUGAUGGCUUAA
This is a messenger RNA of Colletotrichum chrysophilum, 627 nucleotides long. RefSeq lists its product as uncharacterized. The transcript has 3 exons. The record is from RefSeq and is a predicted model, not a curated record. Bases 1 to 627 code for a protein of 208 amino acids. Lineage: Eukaryota; Fungi; Ascomycota; Sordariomycetes; Glomerellales; Glomerellaceae.